CGGAGCUACGUCGAUUAGGCAAGGAGUACACUCUCAAGGCCCACCGACAUCACAACCACUUCCUCCUCUUACGUCGCAAUCAUGAAGACUCUCGACCUGAAGCUCACCUCGAUCGGCGACGGCGACUCCAUCGUCGAGCGCUUCGUCAAGCUCACGGCAGCUUCUCCUCUCACCAUAGGUCGCGCUUCGCGGAACCGCGACAUCGAAGCGUCUGCUGCCAACGCAGCCAUCGACAACCCCGUCGUCUCCAAGCAGCAUGCUGUCAUCAGAACCGACCCCGAUUGCAAGAUCGUUUACAUCAGAGAUAUGCAAUCCAUGCAUGGAACUAAGGUAGACGAAUAUGUCCUUUCCAAGGGUGAAGAGGUAGCAUUCGGUUCGGGCGCGCGUUUGCAGUUCGGUACCACCGUUAUCCACGGCGAGCGCACCUUCGUCCCUGCUACUUAUAAAGUCGAUUUCAAGCCCGCAGACCUUGCGCUCCCCAUCGACCAGACCUCGUUGCCUGAUUCCGACCUCAAGCAGGGCUACACUGAUUACACAAAGUCCGACUACUCCACGGAUUCCGACUCUGACGAAGAAUUAUCUACUGCUAUGGAUGCUACUAGCCCUGUCGUGUCGGCCACCGAGCACUCCGCCACCAGUGAAGCGCAGGCUCUUUUUACUGCAUGGGAUAAUUAUGCGGAUCGUUGGAGCAACUCUGAGGCGGACGACGACUCUGAGCAGGACUCAUGCCCUGACGGAGAUAUAGAUGAUUAUCCCGAUGAAGAGUCAGUAUCGGGCGACUCUGAUAUCGACGAAGAUGAGGACAACCACUCCGGCGGCUUCCCUGCCACACCUCGGGAAGCAUCGGUUGAGAUUGCCCCCACUUCUGCCCAGACGGUCACGGUGCUUGACCUUACUGAUAAGGACGAUGGAGACCACGAACGCACCGAAGCCCCGAAGUCGCUCUAUAACAACCAAUCCGCCUGGGAUAUCACUGCCGGAAGCAACCAAGGUCAUGAAUCUUCCGAGACUUCGAAGUCGAUUUUCGACAACUGUUACAACUGGGGCGAUACACCUACCAUCAACAGCCAAUGGAUCGACAACUCGGCGAGAGAACCCUCUGCGAAGUAUGUUUCCCCUUACAAUGCUACCGAUAUGAGCUCUAUCGUAGCCGACGAGGCAUCUGUCGCCGCCUACGCGGCUUCUGCCGCCGCCAACAUGAAGGCUGAAACGACCCCCGAGCCCUUCAAGGUGAGCUUUGGUCUUGCGCUUAAGGACGGCUACAAUCGCUUGGCCGAGGAAUUCGAUACCAUGCCCUAUGCGCCCAAGUACGGGUACGAUGGGUUGCCCCAACAGAAGCCUUUCAUGAACGCGAUUUCUGAUAUUGUUGAGGGAGCCCCGGUCACUAAAAAUAGCACUGCGCCUACUGCUGGCUCUAAGAGGAAGGCUUCGGAGGCAGAGCUCGAGGACCAAGACCAGGCGCAUUGGGCACACACAGUCAGCUCUGCUCGUACUCCGGAGGAGGAUGAGUCCAUGCUGGAGGCGAAGAUGAAGGAGCGUUUGGCGUAUGCCAUGGAGCACGACUACACUCUUGAUCAAUGCCUUAAAGAGCUGAGAGGCAUGGUCCCGCCUGCAAAGCCCGCCGACAUGAAGUUCGGACUCCCCCAUCAGAUGAAGAGGUUCAAGAUUCAAUCCAAGUGGAUCGCCAAGGCUAGGGAGAGUUACUUCACUUCGAAGGACCUGGACUCGGCUGAUGCCUCUGGCAAGCAUGCUGUUGGCAAGUCCUCAAUGGCAGAGGCUUCUAGUACUCAACCUGCAAUCGAGCAAUCUGCUACCCCUACAGCCAAGCCCUUCAAGACCCUCAGUGUUCAGCCUCGCGGAAAUCUGGCGGAAGUUACUGGAACUUCUGCUAUGGUUACGCAGCAGCCCCCUAAGAAGCGCACUACUACGAACUUCCUCAGCCGCGCUCGCGACGGUGCCGUGGGCUUCGUCAUUGGUGGUGCUGUCAUGUUUGGUGCUCUCGCCAACUUGCCCGAAUCUCUUUUCGCUUGAGCCUAGAGGUUCAUAGGGUCUGCAGAAAAGUGGACACGUUCGGCAUGCCUGGGGAUCCGCCAUCGAGUCUCUCCACGCAUCGACUUGCCUGUAAG
This is a messenger RNA of Aplosporella prunicola CBS 121167, 2126 nucleotides long. RefSeq lists its product as uncharacterized. The record is from RefSeq and is a predicted model, not a curated record. NCBI's taxonomy places the organism in Eukaryota, Fungi, Ascomycota, Dothideomycetes, Botryosphaeriales, Aplosporellaceae. Gene Ontology annotation, molecular function: protein binding. The transcript is spliced from 4 exons. The coding region runs from base 82 to 2031 and encodes 649 amino acids.